UCACAAUCACAUAACAGAAACGAGGGGCAACAUGCAUGAUCACAAUAUCUAACACACACGCCACAUCCAACACAGACUAGUGUGUGUAGGUGUAGUUCUCACUGAACCAUGUGUUCACCGUGUUAUAUAUUCCAAUUUAUGGCGUGUUUUAUCAUAAUUUACAUGAUGCCUGUUUCAGUGUGAACUCAUGCAGUCAUAUUACAUGUUUAAUUAUUGCACAAAUGACAAACAAAAUAUUUGAUUUAUGUGCAUAUUAAUGUGUCUGUAUGAUCCCAGGUCUCGUCUGAAGUUCUCCAGUAAAAGCAUCCCCUUUAUGAACGGCUCAGACAUUCGACCUCCGCUCUUGUUCAGUUGGGACCAAAUUAGCACAGUGUUUAGCGGGAUGUCUUUUGGAGACUUGCAAGCGUUUAUCACUGAUCAAGAAAAACUGUCUGUCAGAAUCGAAUCAGAGAGGGAGGGCAGUCCUGUGAGACGAGAAUUCGGAGGUGAUAUUUGUGACCGCAUGAGAAGGAAUCACAGUCAGGAACCUGCCUCUGAGAUGGAGCUGGCUGAGGUGGCUCUGAACAUCCUGUGUCUGCUGAUGAAGGAGCAGUGGAGGUGGUUGUGCACCGAAAACAUUCAGAGGACCAUCAGGCUGCUGUUCGGGACCCUUAUCAACAGAUGGCUGGAUGUGAACGUAGCCAACCUGACAGCCACUGCAUAUUGGGUGGUGUACCUGCAGGUCAUCCAGGAGUCUGUGUGGCCAGGAGGAGCCCUGCCCACUGCCCCUCAACUUGAACGGAGCCAGCAACAGAAGGACAGCACCAGGCAACAAGCCUUACACUGUCUGAUGAGCCUCCUACCAGAUCUGGUCUCUGACAUGUUGGGCUCAAACAAGUACAAACUGAGCUGGGAGACUGCGCUGGACUCUCUUCAAAACCCCUACAUUAACAGACAUCUGGUCUUCUGCCUAUUUGAUGUUCUGUUGGAGUUCCUGGUUCCUGAAAUACCCAUGGAGGGUUUCCAGAGGAGCCUCCUGCACAGUCUCUCCAAGAACCCCGAGAAGCUGCUGGCAUGAGAGGAACACCAACACACCCAGAUUAAACCUCCAUCAUCUGGACUGAUCUUUCACCAAUGUUGACCGCUCCUGUUCUACUAACGUUCUACAAGACUGAGAGUGUAAGUGAAUGUUUCUGGUCGACCAAAUAGUCUCUGUCCCCUCUUUAAACUUUGAAGUUUCCUCAGGCCUGACUUUAAUUAUGUGUUGAUGCAUCGUCAUACAAGGCUGUAUACACACACAAUAGCACAAACUGCAGAUGAAACGGCUUUGAUUACAUUGAAACACCUGGUUUGUGUUUGAUCUCAGAACAGCUCUGAAGUACUGGUCAGAUCCAAACAUGUGGCAAAGCCUUUUCCAAUCUCUACAUCAGGGCCUUUUCCUGCUCGCUAAACUCUCCGGCUUUAGUGAAACUCACUUCAGAUGGUCUUUGCACUCUGCCCUCAUUCCCUCUCGCAGUUUUGGGGUAAAAAAGAUUUGCUCUAAUCUCGAGAAGGAGGAUUUGCUUUUCACCCCCAAAUUAAAUCUCAAAAUGCUCAAUUUCUAUUCUCUGUUGAACCAUUCCACAAUAUCCUACUGGCUCUGUAUCAAGACAGACAUGUCAUUAUGACUUAAUGUGAUCUAUACAUCCUAAAUCUGAGCCUUCCUGAGGGAUUGCAUGUAUCUGGCAGGGUUUUGUUCUUUACUUCCCCAGGUGUAGGAAAGUACAUACUGUGGUGUAGUGAAGAGUUGACCAUAAGAUAUUUGACUGGCUUCACAAUGAGUCACAGUUCUUUAACAGGUCCCUCUGAGAAUGAUAUGUGCAGUUAAUGUCUGAAUUAUAUAAGAACUGGGCUCCACUAAACCGGUAUUUGAAGGAUUUAGGAUUGGUUUUGGUCCACUCAACGCGAACAUUGAACUGCUGGAGUUCCCUCACUUUUUCUCCCCUUAACUUUUAGUUCUAUAAAUCCAUGCUAUCCAGUCCAGAAAUGUCUGUGUAUACCCAAAAUGAAAUACCUUUGUGGUAGUCAAAGCGUUUAAAUAUAAGUUUGGAAAAUGUCAGUCGAUGUUGUCCCUGUGAUGUUAAACCAAUGGUUUGUUGACUACGGUAUUCAAGCCUUAAGUUUUCCAUUUUGGCUGUUGGCAUAUUGGCUUUCUGGAACCAUCAGUCACACGAAGGGGUGUGAGCUAGGUACAACUAAACGCUAAAAUAACAUUUAAAUGCCAAAAAAGGUUACAGUUAACGGAACAAACAAUAAAUGGGUUGAAGUUGUAAGACAGAAACACGGACAACACCCAAACCGGACAACAUUAUUGUAGCAACCUGCCCAGCCCUAAAACAAAUGUCUUAUUAUUAUUAUUUUAUAAUUAUUGUGACCAUCACUUAUAAAGUGAACAUCAUGCAUUGUUGAAGAAGACUUGAAACUAGUGAUUGAGACUAUUACGAGAACGAUUACUAAGUUAAUAAAUCAAGUGAGAAGUUGGGUCGAUUUUCACAGAUACAUUCAUACUUGUUUUGCAGGCAGGGAAGUUGCCCCCUUCUGGCUAUUAGAGACAAGAGACAAGUACAUUUUGGAUCUGAUCGGCAGUUAUAUGGUUAUUUUUGCAUCUCACAUUUCAUUUCUCCACCUGAUUGGUGAGUCAUUUGCCGCAACUUUUCUAAAAGUGGAAAUGGAUAAUUAAUUUUUUCCUGGUUAUUAGAAAGUCCUGAAAAUACAGUUUUAUCAGUCAGUCGAUCCCUGCAAACAGAUGGGCUGGAUUAGACAGAUUCUGUUGUGGAUAUAUUCAAUUACUCAUUCCAAACAUCCACCUUUGCUCUUCAAAGUCAUACAGUUUGAUAACUGUGGUCAUUAUCUAUUCAACUUAGAAACGUUGUGAAAAGUUUUAAUGGUGUAACCACCCGGUAAAGAGAAAUGUUCAACAUAUUGUAGAAGGUUUUUGCAAAUUGUAAAUAUGCCUUACCGUCUUACUGCCUUCAUGGUGGUUACACAAACAUUCAGCACUUCAUUUCUCAGUUGGAUAGAGACAAUGAACAAUAAACUGUUGUAGUUUGCUGACGAAUAUCCCAAGUAUGUUACAACAAAGGUUAUCCUUUAUAUCAAUUACAGUGUAACCAUAAUGUCUUAUCACAGGCUGUCUUAACAUUCUUCAGUUGCAGCUGGCCUGAAGGAUCAUCAAGAGUUAACCUUUUCUGGAAACAUUUUAAGGUUCCAAAAUGUUAUGUCUUGAAUUUGGACAGGUUGUUAUGUACAUUAUAAAUCUGCAUUAUUUUGUGUCCAGAUUGGUCAGGCUGAUAUUAAGAUAUGCAGUACUUUCUCAAAUAUCAAAUAAGUCUCCUGGGACUGAAUCUGCAUAUCCAGUUAAAUCAUGUGGAGUUCUGAUGCCAGGUUCCACAAAUGUUGCAUUCCAUCUUGGAAGUAAAAAACAAGUUUUGCAUUCCACUGUUUUGCACUCGUAUCAUGGUCCAAUUUGUUUCCUUCCCGUUGUGUAAUCUUGUGAUUCAGCCUAUUUAUUGACCUAUUUAUUUGUUUGAUUUACUAAAUUAUGACUUUUCCGAGGUGUCUGCACUGACAGAGAGGUGCGUCCUCGUUUAUGAAGUGCUUUUAACUGGAUCUUGCUUUACAAGGUGACUUGAUAACGUUUGUUUUGCCUGUCCUGCAGCCUCUGUAGGACAUAAGCACUAAGUUACAGCUCUCUGUAGUAAAACCUUUUUUUUUUUAAUCAUGUCACAUUUGCAUAAAGCUGUUACAGUUAUUUGUUUAGAAGAUUUUCUUUUUACUUGCGUGUACAUGUAUUGUCAUGAAGGAAUCCUAUGUAUGUUGCCAUGUGAAACACAACACAUAAUCAUGCUUGCAUUUAACAUUGCAUAUUUAUGAUAAUUAGAUCUUGGUCUUAACUUUAUCACUUUUGCUUGUUAUAAUAUUAUAUGGUUGUAAUGAGAAAUCAAAGCAAUGCCCAUAUUAUGGACGGUGUAGCCUGCAUUGACUUGAAAUAUUGACAGUGAGAAAAUUAUAUUUGGUCAUGUUUUAUGUAAUGCCUGGGAUGAGACGGCCAAUGUACAGUAUAAUACAAAGUUAGAAUAAACAAUGCUUUGCAAGUAUACAAAAAACUACAACACCCAUCAAGUACUCCAUUCUAAAUGUUGUGCAUAUUUAAAUGUAUUUCACUGAAUUUUCAGAAAAUCUGCAUAAGAAAAUUCAUUUAUGCAUUUUCAUCCACUACUGUUGCACGCAGCUAUAUCCAUAAGUUCACCAAAGUAAUUUUUGAGAACUUCCACAAUAUGACCAAUGUCAACGUGAUGAACGUUUUUCUACAUCUAGAACGCGCAAAAUAUUAUAUGAAAAGAGUUGAUCCCAUAAUACAUAAAAUACUUUUAGAAUGACUGAUUGCGAUAUCUCUUUUUUACAACAUUAUACCAACUUACUAUGUUAUAAGAAGAAACGUGUUUAGCCCUAAUGGAGCAUUUUAUGUAAUACUGAAAAUUCAUUGAUAUAGCAAGAUAAAAAACAUGUUACAGCGUGAAAAAAAUAAUUGGUAUAUGUAGCAAUGGAUUAAAAGUUGUCAAAAUAAUGAAAAAUGUCUUAACAUAACUAGGAAAAUUCUGCUCGACAAGUGUUUGACCAAAAACGAAUACUUAUUUUUAUUUUAAUGGCAGCAACAUGCUUCCGUACAUUUCUGCUUUAUAGAUGUUACAUUGCUUAUGUGAAAAAUGCACAGUGCUGUUUGUCUUUGGAACGUCACAUAUUUAUGCCAAAUGUUACUUACCAAUGUUUCAUAAACACUGACCAUAUAGAUAUUAUCUGUUGUUGAGAAGUAUAUUUGAGUAAGCAUAGUAUAUAGGUAUAAGUUGUACGGUGAAACUGUAAGCUGUAAGCCUGUUCUCUUUCACCUUUACACUCUUUCUCACCCUUCUGUCCCGUGUCUGGUGUUCAUCUCCUCUGUCACUUGUGGACACGUGGCAUUGUGUUGAACACUGUGAAACUCCAUUUGCUAGCACAUAUUGUUUCACAGUCUUUUCAACAUUUGCUGGGUGUUCCUGAACAUAUUUGCAAAAACAAUAAAGAUACCAAACAUGAGUUAUUAAACCUUCAA
This is a messenger RNA of Notothenia coriiceps (black rockcod), 5107 nucleotides long. Its product is annotated as sorting nexin-19-like. Gene Ontology annotation, molecular function: phosphatidylinositol binding. The record is from RefSeq and is a predicted model, not a curated record. The transcript has 6 exons. NCBI's taxonomy places the organism in Eukaryota, Metazoa, Chordata, Actinopteri, Perciformes, Nototheniidae. The coding region runs from base 245 to 1057 and encodes 270 amino acids. Gene Ontology annotation, cellular component: intracellular membrane-bounded organelle.